AAUCCAAUUCAAUGUCUUAACCCAAGAUCUUCAAGUUUAAGCAACAAACUGCGUAAUCGGGUUUAGGUUUUUGAAGUGGGUAAGCCACUCUAUGGCGGCCACAUCGCAGUCCCUCCGCUUCUUAGGUUCUGCUGCUUCUGGGCCCGGCGGCUGUAGUUUCGACGCUCUCAACCGGAUUCUCGCUGACCUCUGCACUCGGGGGAACCCCAAGGAAGGAGCUUCAUUAGCUUUGAGGAAACAUUUGGAGGAAGAGACUAGAGAUCUUAGUGGGGAAGGAUUUUCCCGUUUUAUGGAUCAGUUGUAUGAUCGAAUUUCAAGUCUCUUGGAAAGCAAUGAUGUUGCAGAAAACUUGGGAGCUUUGAGAGCAAUUGAUGAAUUAAUAGAUGUGACACUUGGGGAGAAUGCGUCCAAGGUUUCAAAGUUCUCUAAUUACAUGCGGACUGUGUUUGAUGUCAAGCGUGAUCCUGAUAUAUUGAUCCUUGCUAGUAAAGUUCUUGGUCAUCUAGCUAGGGCAGGCGGAGCAAUGACUGCGGAUGAAGUGGAGUUUCAGGUCAAAACAGCCAUGGAUUGGCUUCGUGGGGACAGAAUAGAGUAUCGUCGUUUUGCUGCUGUCUUAAUCUUGAAGGAAAUGGCUGAGAAUGCUUCUACAGUAUUCAAUGUUCAUGUUCCUGAAUUUGUUGAUCAUAUUUGGGUUGCAUUGAGGGAUCCAACAUUGCCUGUUCGAGAGCGUGCAGUGGAGGCAUUGCGUGCUUGUCUUCGUGUUAUUGAAAAACGUGAAACACGCUGGCGUGUGCAAUGGUAUUAUAAAAUGUUUGAGAGUACACAAGAUGGAUUGGGUAAAAACGCUCCUGUUCACAGCAUACAUGGUUCUUUACUGGCAGUUGGAGAGCUUUUGAGGAACACAGGUGAGUUCAUGAUGUCGAGGUACAGAGAAGUUGCUGAUAUCAUUAUCAAAUAUCUAGAGCAUCGUGAUCGACUUGUUCGCCUUAGCAUAACUUCAUUGCUUCCUCGCAUUGCUCAUUUCCUACGUGACCGAUUUGUAUCAAGCUACUUGACGAUAUGCAUGAAUCACGUUCUCGCAGUUCUAAGAAUACCAGCUGAACGUGCUAGUGGAUUUGUUGCCCUUGGGGAGAUGGCUGGUGCUUUGGAUGGGGAACUGGUCCACUAUUUGCCGACAAUCACUCCUCACUUACGUGAAGCAAUUGCACCACGCAGGGGUAGACCCUCACUUGAAGCUUUAGCUUGUGUUGGGAACAUCGCAAAAUCCAUGGGUCCUGCAAUUGAGUCCCAUGUCCGUGUUCUUCUAGAUGUUAUGUUUUCUGCUGGUCUUUCCCCUACACUUGUAGAAGCACUUGAUCAAAUUACUGCUAGUAUUCCAUCUCUGUUGCCAACCAUUCAAGAUCAGCUGCUUGAUUCAAUCUCCUUAGUUCUUUCAAAGUCACAUUAUUCUCAGGCAAGGCCACCUACUGCCUCAGUUCGAGGCAAUGUAGCAAACAGCCCUCUGCAAGUGUCAGAGCAUAGUAGUCCUGCACUUGUUCAACUUGCUCUACAGACUCUGGCUGGCUUUAAUUUCAAGGGGCAUGAACUUCUUGAGUUUGUGAGAGAAUCAGUUGUUAUUUAUCUGGACGAUGAGGAUGGAACUACACGAAAAGAUGCAGCCCUUUGUUGUUGCAAAUUAGUAGCAAAUUCCUUUUCUGGUAUGAUGUGUACGCAGCUUGGUUCUAUUCGGUCAAAUCGAGGAGGAAAGCGCCGCCGACUUGUUGAGGAGCUAGUGGAGAAGCUUCUCAUUGCAGCUGUUGCAGAUGCUGAUGUUAAUGUUCGCCAUUCAAUAUUUUCCUGUCUACAUGGAAAUCAAGGUUUUGAUGAUUAUUUAGCACAGGCUGAUAGUCUCCGUGCUGUUUUUGCUGCUUUAAAUGAUGAGGAUUUUGAUGUUCGAGAAUAUGCUAUCUCAGUAGCAGGAAGGUUAUCAGAGAAAAAUCCUGCAUAUGUUCUACCAGCACUUCGCCGUCAUCUAAUACAGUUAUUGACCUACUUAGAGCAGAGUGCAGAUAACAAAUGCAGAGAAGAGAGUGCAAAGUUACUUGGUUGUUUAAUACGCAACUGUGAACGACUAAUACUUCCAUAUAUUGCUCCGAUACACAAGGCACUUGUAGCUCGCCUCCUUGAGGGUACUGGAGUAAAUGCCAAUAAUGGCAUUAUUAGUGGAGUUCUUGUAACUGUUGGGGAUCUUGCUAGAGUGGGCGGUUUUGCAAUGAGACAAUACAUACCUGCACUUAUGCCUUUAAUUGUUGAAGCAUUAUUGGAUGGAGCAGCAGUCACAAAACGUGAAGUAGCUGUUGCAACUCUUGGUCAAGUUGUUCAGAGCACUGGGUAUGUUAUAGCUCCAUAUAAUGAAUACCCCCAAUUACUUGGCUUACUCUUGAAAUUGUUGAAUGGUGAGUUAUUGUGGUCAACCAGAAGAGAAGUUCUAAAGGUUCUUGGCAUUAUGGGUGCUCUAGAUCCCCAUGCACAUAAAAGAAAUCAACAAAGUCUGCCAGGGUUGCAUGGAGAUGUUACCCGUGCAGCUAGUGAUUCAGGUCAACACAUUCCAGCCACAGAGGAAUUGCCUGUGGACCUUUGGCCAUCAUUUGCUACAUCUGAAGAUUAUUAUUCCACUGUUGCUAUCAAUUCUCUCAUGCGAAUUCUAAGGGAUCCUUCACUUGCUAGUUACCACCAAAAGGUGGUUGGGUCUCUUAUGUUCAUAUUCAAGUCAAUGAGUCUUGGAUGUGUCCCUUAUUUGCCAAAGGUUUUGCCUGAUCUCUUUCACACGGUGCGCACAUGUGAUGAUUCUCUGAAGGAUUUUAUAACAUGGAAGCUUGGAACUCUUGUGUCAAUUGUGCGCCAGCAUAUUCGUAAAUAUCUGCCAGAGCUGCUGUCUCUAGUUUCUGAAUUAUGGCCAUCAUUCAGCUUACCAGCAAGUAGCCGUCCCUUAUGUGGUUUUCCUGUCCUCCAUCUAGUGGAGCAGCUUUGCCUAGCUCUCAAUGAUGAAUUCAGAAAGUAUCUCCCUGAUAUUCUUCCAUGCUGCAUUCAAGUUCUAAGUGAUUCAGAACGUUUUAAUGACUAUACCUAUGUCCUUGACAUCCUUCAUACCUUGGAAGUAUUUGGUGGAACACUGGAUGAACAUAUGCAUCUACUUCUUCCUGCUCUUAUUCGAUUGUUUAAGGUGGAUGCUUCUGUGGAAAUUAGACGUGCUGCUAUCAAAACAUUGACAAGAUUGAUUCCCCGGGUUCAGGUUACAGGUCAUAUUUCUUCUCUUGUGCAUCACUUGAAGCUAGUUUUGGAUGGGAAAAGUAAUGAGCUUCGAAAGGAUGCUGUUGAUGCGCUUUGUUGCCUGGUUCAUGCCCUUGGGGAAGACUUCUCUAUUUUUAUCCCAUCGAUACACAAACUUUUAUUAAAAUAUCACUUGCGGCAUAAAGAAUUUGAAGAAAUUGAACUUCGAUCACGAAGACGUGAACCAUUAAUCUUGGGAAGCACAGCUGCACAAAGAUUAAGUCGUAGACUGCCUGUGGACGUUGUUAGUGACCCUUUAAAUGAUAUGGAGAUUGAUCCCUAUGAAGAUGGGAGUGAUGCACAGGGACAGGUUAGAAGCCACCAGGUCAAUGAUGGUCGAUUACGCACUGCUUGUGAGGCUUCCCAGCGUUUUACCAAAGAAGAUUGGGCAGAAUGGAUGAGGCAUUUUAGCAUUGACCUUCUAAAGGCGUCUCCUUCUCCAGCAUUACGAACCUGUGCGAGGCUUGCACAAUUACUGCCUUUUGUUGGGCGUGAGUUGUUUGCUGCUGGUUUUGUUAGUUGUUGGUCACAACUGAAUGAGACUAGUCAGAAGGAGUUGGUUCAAAGUUUGGAGAUAGCAUUUUCUUCUCCCAAUAUCACCCCUGAAAUUCUGGCUGCUCUUCUUAACUUGGCAGAGUUCAUGGAGCAUGAUGAGAAACCUCUUCCCAUUGACAUCCGUCUUCUUGGUGCACUUGCUGAAAAGUGUCGUGCAUUUGCCAAGGCACUGCAUUACAAAGAAAUGGAAUUUGAAAAUGCCCACACAAGGAAGACGGAUGUUAACCCUGUAGCUGUUGUUGAAGCUCUUAUACAUAUAAAUAAUCAGCUACACCAGCAUGAGGCUGCUGUAGGAAUAUUGACAUAUGCUCAACAAAAUUUGGAUGCUCAAUUGAAGGAGUCUUGGUAUGAGAAAUUGCAGAGGUGGGAUGAUGCUCUCAAGGCAUACACUGCUAAAGCUGCACAAGCAACGACUCCUCAUCUUGUUCUGGAAGCUACAUUAGGACGGAUGCGAUGCCUUGCUGCAUUGGCUCGUUGGGAAGAGCUCAACAGCUUGUGCAAAGAGUAUUGGACACCAGCUGAGCCAGCAGCUCGAUUAGAAAUGGCACCAAUGGCUGCUAAUGCUGCUUGGAAUAUGGGAGAAUGGGAUCAAAUGGCAGAAUAUGUGUCUAGAUUAGAUGAUGGUGAUGAAACUAAACAAAGAGUUUUAGGAAACACUGCUGCUAGUGGUGAUGGAAGUAGUAAUGGUACAUUCUUCAGGGCUGUUUUGUUUGUUCGAAGAGGAAAGUAUGAUGAAGCACGGAUGCAUGUUGAGAGAGCUAGAAAGUGCUUAGCGACAGAGCUUGCUGCUCUGGUUUUAGAAAGCUACGACCGUGCUUACAGCAACAUGGUCCGUGUUCAGCAACUUUCAGAGCUAGAAGAGGUCAUUGAUUACUACACACUUCCUGUUGGUAAUCCAGUUGCCGAAGAACGGCGAGCCCUUAUUCGCAACAUGUGGACUGAGAGGAUCCAGGGGACCAAACGAAAUGUUGAGGUCUGGCAAGAAGUUUUGGCUGUGAGGGCACUUGUCUUACCUCCAACAGAAGAUGUUGAAACGUGGCUAAAGUUUGCUUCUCUUUGUCGAAAAAGUGGACGGAUCAGUCAGGCCAGAUCUACCUUAGUUAAACUCUUACAGUAUGACCCAGAAACAUCUGCUGAAAAUGUGAGAUAUCAUGGACCUCCUCAAGUAAUGCUGGCAUACUUAAAGUACCAAUGGUCACUUGGGGAGGAUCAUAAGCGAAAGGAAGCUUUUGCCAGGCUGCAGAACUUGGUUUUAGAGCUUUCAAGUUCCCCAAAUAUUCAAUCAGUUCCUUCAACUAGUUUGAUGAACACUACAAGUGCAAACGUUCCUCUCAUCGCUCGUGUCUAUCUUAGACUUGGAACCUGGAAGUGGGCACUUUCUCCCGGAUUAGAUGAUGAUUCAAUACAAGAGAUCCUUGCUGCAUUUAGGAAUGCUACUCAGUGUGCAACAAAACGGGCAAAAGCAUGGCACAAAUGGGCAUUGUUCAAUACUGCUGUUAUGUCUCAUUAUACCUUGAGAGGUUUUUCAACUAUUGCUUCUCAGUUUGUAGUUGCAGCAGUCACAGGUUAUUUCCAUUCUAUAGCAUGUGCAGCAAACGCUAAAGGUGUUGAUGAUAGUUUACAGGACAUACUCCGCCUACUUACAUUAUGGUUCAACCAUGGAGGCAGUGCAGAAGUUCAAAUGGCACUUCAGAGAGGUUUUGCCCAUGUUAAUAUCAAUACAUGGCUGGUUGUUUUACCUCAAAUAAUUGCCAGGAUACACUCAAAUAACCAUGCUCUGAGAGAACUCAUACAGUCUCUUUUGGUGCGAAUUGGGGAGAGUCAUCCACAGGCUCUUAUGUACCCACUUCUUGUGGCAUGCAAGUCCAUAAGCAACUUGCGUAGAGCAGCAGCUCAAGAAGUCGUUGACAAAGUGCGGCAACAUAGUGGCUUACUUGUGGAUCAGGCACAACUUGUUUCAAAGGAGCUAAUCAGGGUUGCAAUUCUCUGGCAUGAAAUGUGGCAUGAAGGACUGGAAGAAGCUAGUCGUUUAUACUUCGGCGAACAUAACAUUGAAGGGAUGCUCAAGGUGUUGGAGCCAUUACAUGAAAUGCUUGAAGAAGGGGCUAUAACGGAUAACACUACCAUAAGGGAGAGAGCAUUCAUAGAGGCAUACCGUCAUGACUUGCUACAGGCAUACGAGUGUUGCUUGAAGUAUAAGAGAACUGGAAAAGAUGCUGAGCUUACCCAGGCAUGGGAUCUCUACUAUCAUGUUUUCAGAAGGAUAGAUAAACAACUUCAAAGUCUUACCACGCUUGAUCUGCAGUCCGUUUCUCCAGAGCUUUUGGAAUGCCGUGAUUUGGAACUUGCUGUUCCUGGGACAUAUCGUGCAGAAUCACCCGUGGUGACUAUUGCAUCAUUUGCACCCCAGCUUGUUGUCAUAACUUCCAAACAGCGACCCCGGAAAUUGACUAUUCAUGGUAAUGAUGGUGAAGAUUAUGCUUUCUUGCUUAAAGGACAUGAAGAUUUACGUCAAGAUGAGCGUGUCAUGCAGCUUUUUGGUUUGGUGAAUACUUUGCUAGAGAAUUCUAGAAAAACUGCAGAGAAGGAUCUGUCUAUUCAACGAUAUUCUGUGAUUCCGCUGUCUCCAAACAGUGGGUUAAUUGGUUGGGUCCCAAAUUGUGACACCCUGCACCAGCUUAUACGUGAAUACAGGGAUGCUAGACAGAUCACAAUAAAUCAGGAGCACAAGCAUAUGCUAAAUUUUGCUCCAGACUAUGACCAUUUGCCACUUAUUGCUAAAGUGGAAGUAUUUAAUUAUUCUCAGCAAAACACUGAUGGAAAUGAUCUACGAAGGGUCCUUUGGUUAAAAAGCCGUACAUCUGAAGGGUGGCUAGAGAGGAGGACAAACUAUACCCGAAGUUUAGCAGUUAUGAGCAUGGUUGGUUACCUUCUUGGCUUAGGUGAUCGACAUCCAAGUAAUCUCAUGUUGCACCGCUAUAGUGGGAAAAUCUUGCACAUUGAUUUUGGAGAUUGCUUUGAAGCCUCUAUGAACCGGGAGAAGUUCCCUGAAAAGGUUCCUUUCCGCUUGACUAGAAUGCUUGUGAAAGCAAUGGAAGUUAGUGGCAUUGAGGGAAAUUUCCGUUCAACAUGUGAAAAUGUGAUGCAAGUGCUCCGAACAAAUAAGGAUAGUGUCAUGGCGAUGAUGGAGGCUUUUGUUCAUGAUCCUCUGAUUAAUUGGCGUCUUUUCAAUUUCAAUGAAGUCCCGCAAAUGUCAAUGUUUGCAAGUACUCAUGUCCCUGCUGUUGUAAACACUGAAGAAACUGCUCCAAAUAAAGAGCUUUCUCAUCCACAGCGAGGUGCUCGUGAAAGGGAACUUCUUCAGGCUGUUAACCAACUCGGUGAUGCCAAUGAGGUUUUGAAUGAGCGUGCUGUGGUUGUCAUGGCUCGAAUGAGCAAUAAAUUAACCGGACGGGAUUUUGCUUCUUGCUCGUCAGUUCCUACCAGUUCUAUGCAACAUGCAGUAGACCACAGCACUAUAAUUUCGGGAGAUAAUCGGGAAGUUGAACAUGGAUUAUCAGUUAAACUUCAAGUUCAAAAGUUAAUUAUCCAAGCCACAUCACAUGAAAAUCUAUGCCAGAACUAUGUCGGGUGGUGUCCCUUUUGGUGAGAACUAAAGUAAAAACAAUCACUCGUUCCUCUUAUAAUGUUGUACAUAGCUGGAAGACACUACUGUCAAGUAGAGACAGUACUUCAAAUUUUAUAUAACAUUGUGUGUUAUGUACAUGAGUUGAUUUUUUCUUUUGCAAUGUAUUGGAUGAAUCCAUACUAUAAAUCAAUAAUUAUGUCGCCUUUCG
Molecule: messenger RNA, 7700 nt
Organism: Rubroshorea leprosula
Lineage: Eukaryota; Viridiplantae; Streptophyta; Magnoliopsida; Malvales; Dipterocarpaceae
Source: the annotation of a GenBank genome assembly